Messenger RNA from Chanos chanos (milkfish), 981 nucleotides. RefSeq names its product lysophosphatidic acid receptor 6. The record is from RefSeq and is a predicted model, not a curated record. Gene Ontology annotation, cellular component: plasma membrane. NCBI's taxonomy places the organism in Eukaryota, Metazoa, Chordata, Actinopteri, Gonorynchiformes, Chanidae. The transcript has a single exon. The coding region runs from base 1 to 981 and encodes 326 amino acids. Gene Ontology annotation, biological process: phospholipase C-activating G protein-coupled receptor signaling pathway; positive regulation of Rho protein signal transduction. Gene Ontology annotation, molecular function: G protein-coupled receptor activity.
AUGUCACCGAACCAGUCCAUCGAAGACAUAGCUUACAAAUGCCUGAAUGGGACACAGGUUCAGUUGAACUCUGUCUCCAUCGCGGUCUACGCCCUGGUCUUCACUGCUGGUCUGAUCCUCAACCUCAUUGCCCUCGUGGUGUUUUUCCGCUACACCAGGGCUCGUUCUCACACCACGGUCUACAUGACAAAUCUGACUUUGGCUGACCUCAUUCUGGUGACUACGCUGCCGCUCAGGAUCUCCUACCACUCUGGGUUCUCGGAGCUUUCUCAGGGACUGUGCGAGGCCACGGGCGUGGUACUGCUUAUCAACAUGUACGGCAGCAUCUUCCUGCUCACCUGCAUCAGUUUCGACCGCUGCCUCGCCGUCUGCUUCCCCCUGUCGUCCCGUGUGCAGGAGGGUCGAAAGCGAGCACCGUUGGUAUGCCUGGGUGUCUGGUUUCUCACCGUGGGAGCCAGCCUGCCCAACUAUAUACUGGUAAAAGGGAGGGAAAGUAGAAAAAAUUGCUUCAUGAGUUUCCCAUUGUACACCACGCAAAAGAACGCCGUCGCCCUCACUCUGACAGUAGGUUUCGGGAUCCCCCUUGCCAUCAUGGUUCUCUCCUCUUGGGGGCUCCUUAGGGCCAUCAGUCGAAGCACUGCCGCCCAGACGGCCGACCUGGUGGACAGCCGCAAAAUACAGAGAAUGAUUGUCAUUAGUCUGGUCGUAUUUCUUGUGUGCUUCCUGCCCUACCACCUCACUCUCGGGUUAAUGUACUUGUAUAGCGGCAACCCUGAGAUCUUUCCAUGCGCAUUAGUCAUAACCUACCACUACAGCUUGAUGGUGGCCUGUCUAAAUGCCAUGCUGGACCCAUUGGUCUACUACUUCACCACGGAGACCUUUCGCAGGGAGGUGGACAUGGAUGCUGUCAGAAGGAUGUGGCCCAUGGGCAGUCAUAGCUCAGACGGGAACAACCGUUCCCAAGCUCCGCUGAACUCCUGA